Molecule: messenger RNA, 3359 nt
Organism: Heterocephalus glaber (naked mole-rat)
Lineage: Eukaryota; Metazoa; Chordata; Mammalia; Rodentia; Bathyergidae
Gene: Bhlhe41
Product: basic helix-loop-helix family member e41
Biological process (GO): regulation of DNA-templated transcription
Molecular function (GO): DNA binding; protein dimerization activity
Source: RefSeq, a predicted model, not a curated record
GCGACGCGCGUGCCCUAUGGCCAAACACUGCCCGGAGUGAGAGCAAACUACCAGCGCAGUGGGGCCGGCGCGAGUGUGUGCGUGUGCGUGUGUGUGCGCGAGCGAGCGCGGGGGGGGGGGGACCCAACUGCUUCACACUUUCAACACUGCACUGAAGAGAGAGAGAGACUGAGAGACCGAGACUGGAGACGCACAGAUUCCCCCCAAGAUCUCCCAAGGCUACCGUCCCACAGAUUAUAGAACAGAGCCCCAAAAAUCGAAACAGAGGAAACGGACAGCAAUUGAACAUGGACGAAGGAAUUCCUCAUUUGCAAGAGAGACAGUUACUGGAACAUAGAGAUUUUAUAGGAUUGGACUAUUCCUCUUUGUAUAUGUGUAAACCCAAAAGGAGCAUGAAGCGAGACGACAGCAAGGAUACCUACAAAUUACCGCACAGAUUAAUAGAAAAGAAAAGAAGAGACAGAAUUAAUGAAUGCAUUGCACAGCUGAAAGAUUUACUGCCUGAACAUCUGAAACUGACAACACUCGGGCAUCUGGAGAAAGCAGUAGUCUUGGAAUUAACUUUGAAACACUUAAAAGCUUUAACAGCCUUAACGGAGCAGCAGCACCAGAAGAUAAUUGCUUUACAGAAUGGAGAGCGAUCGCUGAAGUCGCCCAUUCAGUCCGACUUGGAUGCUUUCCACUCGGGAUUUCAAACAUGCGCCAAAGAAGUCUUGCAAUACCUCGCCCGGUUUGAGAGCUGGACACCCAGGGAGCCGCGGUGUGUCCAGCUGAUCAACCACUUGCACGCCGUCGCCACCCAGUUUUUGCCCACCCCCCAGCUGUUGACUCAACAGGUCCCUGUGAGCAAAGGCGGUGGCGCCGCCUCGGCCGCCGCCCCCGUGGGGUCCCUGGAGCGCGCGGGGCAGAAGCUGGAGCCCCUGGCCCACUGCGUGCCCGUCAUCCAGCGGACUCAGGCGGGCGCCGAGCUCGCAGCCGAGCACGACACGGACACUGACAGCGGCUACGGCGGCGAGGCCGAGGCCCGGCCUGAGCGCGAGCAGGGCAGAGGCGCGGGGGCGAGCCGCGUCACGGUCAAGCAGGAGCCGCCCGGGGAAGACUCGCCGGCGCCCAAGAGGAUGAAGCUGGACGCGCGCGGCGGCGGCGGCCCGGCGGCCACCGCGCUGCUGGGCCCCGACCCCGCCGCGCUGCUGCGACCCGACGCCGCCCUGCUCGGCUCGUUGGUGGCGCCCUUCGCGCAGCCUGCCGCCGCCGCCCCCUUCUGCCUGCCCUUCUACUUCCUCUCGCCCUCCGCCGCCGCCGCCUACGUGCAGCCCUUCCUGGACAAGAGCGGCCUGGAGAAGUAUCUGUACCCCGCGGCGGCUGCCGCCCCGUUCCCGCUGCUGUACCCCGGCAUCCCCGCCCCGGCCGCCGCCGCCGCCGCCGCCGCUGCCGCCGCCGCCGCCGCCUUCCCCUGCCUGUCCUCGGUGCUGUCGCCCCCUCCCGAGAAGGCGGGCGCCGCCGCGACCCUCCUGCCGCACGAGGCGGCGCCCCCCGGGGCGUUGCACCCCGCGCCCGCUCACGGCCGCACCCACCUGCCCUUCGCCGGCCCCCGCGAGCCGGGGAACCCGGAGAGCUCCGCUCUGGAAGACGCCUCGCAGCCCGGAAAGGACGCCCCCUGAGUCCUCCCGCCCCUUCCUUAGAAAGGACGGAGACUCCAGCGGAAUAAUAAUAUUAAUAAAUUAAAAACACCCUUAACGUUUCUAAGGGAGGAAGCGUACUAGAUGCACGACAGGCAUAAGAGAAAAAACAGGUGUUUUGUGUACAUUUGGAGUUCCCGUUUUGCUCAUCAUUUCUCACCACCCCACCCUCCGCUCACUAACAUCAUCCUUCCCCCACCCCAGCUGUAAAGCAGCCUGUGCAACAGAUAUUGGUUCCCUUUUUUUCUUUAAAUGAUCCCCUAGAUAAGUUUUUGCCUCCUGUGAGGCCGUGUUCCAUCACCUUUUAAGAUGUGGAGCCUCAUUCUAGAGGAGAUCAGAAAGGGGGCUGGCUCUGGGUGAGAUCGUUGGAAAGGCUCAUGCCGGGACAGCAGGGACUGGUGUUGACGGGAAACGGGGUAGCGGUUGCUCAGAGCUGCCCUGCCUGGUUUAGAAGACGGUCCACAGACAGAUUUGAGGAUCUUUGAGAAUUGAUUGUCGUCAAUAUUUCAUAAUGGUCAGCUUUUCGAGAGGCGUAUUUUUUUUCAGAGAAGUGAAGAUGGAGUUGCCCACGUUGUGACCUAUUCUGAAGUGGUUGAAAUGCUCUCUUUAGUAACUUGUACUUGUUUAAAGGAGACACGGAGUCGGGCCAUCGUUAGCACUAAGUCAGGGAACAGGAACAGAGGUGGAUGAGGAAGGCCAAAAUCAUUCUUCCAACCUUUGCUCGCACUUUAUGGAGAAACUGACCACAAAUCAAUUGACUUGUCUUAAUUAGUUACAUACAUAUCAUAUAUGGUAUAUAUUUAUCUCAAGUGCAUCUAUUCCCAUUAUUUAACCCAUCAUGUUCCCAAAUUUUUAUAAACUUACUGUAAAAAAAAUUGCACUGAACUUAAAAGAAAGUCCAAACUGAUUUAUCCUAUAUUCUUGUUAGAUCAUAAAAGUGGAAGGAAACAGGAAGCUGGUCAGUUUUGCUUGGGAACGUUGUACAGAUGUGGAAUGAAGCCCUGUGCGGCCUUCUAUCUCCAAGUCUAUGUAUUUUCUGGAGACCAAACCAGAUACCAGAUAAUCACAAAGAAAGCUUUUUAAAUAAGGCUUAAACCAAGACCUUGUCUAGAUAUUUUUAGUUUGUUGCCAAGGUAGCACUGUGAGAAAUCUCACUUGAAUGUUAUGUAAGGGGUGAGACACAACAGUCUGACUAUGAGUGAAGAAAAUAUCUGGGUCUUUUAGUCAGUGUGGUGCAUUUGCUGCUGCUGUUGCUACUGUUUGCCUCAAACGCUGUGUUUAAACAACGUUAAACUCUUAGCCUACAAGGUGGCUUUUAUGUACAUAGUUGUUAAUACAUCCAAUUAAUGAUGUCUGACAUGCUAUUUUUGUAGGGAGAAAAUAUGUGCUAAUGAUAUUUUGAGUUAAAAUAUCUUUGGGGAGGAUUUGCUGAAACGUUGCACUUUUGUUACAAUGCUUAUGCUUGGUACAAGCUUAUGCUGUCUUAAAUUAUUAAAAAUAAAUAAAUACUGUCUGCAAGAAACCAGUUGGUUUAGAAAAGUUUAGUAUGUGAAGAUAAAACUAGAAACUAUCUUUAUAUUCUAGUAUUUUCAGCACUCCAUAGAUUCUAUUGCCUAAAUAUUGCCACACUAUUUUGUGAUUUAAAAAUUCUUACUAAGAAUAAAAACUUUAUAUACCAUA